Messenger RNA from Macrosteles quadrilineatus (aster leafhopper), 2318 nucleotides. Its product is annotated as TGF-beta-activated kinase 1 and MAP3K7-binding protein 1-like. Bases 280 to 1659 code for a protein of 459 amino acids. Gene Ontology annotation, biological process: protein dephosphorylation. The record is from RefSeq and is a predicted model, not a curated record. The transcript is spliced from 8 exons. Gene Ontology annotation, molecular function: protein serine/threonine phosphatase activity. NCBI's taxonomy places the organism in Eukaryota, Metazoa, Arthropoda, Insecta, Hemiptera, Cicadellidae.
GCUUUGUAUCAAAUUUGACCAACGUUACCGUAUACCAAUUUUAUUUUUCUUUAAAAUGUUUGUUUCUUUUUAAAUUUAGGAUUAGGAAGUAUGCCAAUCUCAAAAUAUAUAAUUAGAAUGAAUGUGAAGCUUAUUCUAUUAUAUUAACAAUUGUAGCUCCAUGAACAACUAGUAAUUCAACCCAGGCCUAGUCUAUAUUCCUAGCUUUAUGUUUCAUUAAGUUGACUGAAAAUAUCUUAUAUCAAUGUAUGUACUCACAAAUUAUUAAAAACUUUUACUAUGCCUACAAGAGCAGAAGUUCCAACCCAAGACAGUAAUAGUUGGACUGAUGCUUUGCCUGUGUGUAGGCUCUCAGGAAUAGGCUACUCAACAAAUCAAAUAUAUCGGGAAGAUGGCUAUCGACAGGAAGAACACCCAUUUGAAGAUACAAGUUUUCAUUGGCAGCUCGAUGAAAACACAUACCUUUAUGGGGUUUUUGACGGACACGAGGGAAUUGAAACUGCCAUGUUUGCCUUACAAACUAUGGCCUAUGAAAUCACAUUCGGUCAACUUAGUGAUAAGCAGACUGAUGAAGAAAUUAGGGAAGUGCUCAGGCAAGCAUUUAUCUCUGUAGAGAAAAGUUACUCACUCAGUAUUGGCGAUACAUUGGCUGAGCGUACGUGUGUUAAAGAGGAAAUUCCAGACGGGUUAACAUCUUAUGAAGCCUACCAAAAGUAUCCCCACCUGGUCGACAAACUGAAGCGGCUGAAUGGUGAGCUGUCUAGUGGUACCACUGCAGUGAUCGCCUUGAUUCGUAACAACCGACUCUUUGUUGCUAAUGUUGGAGACAGCCGAGCUCUUCUUUGUCGUACAGAUGAGAACAGAGUGAUGAAAGUGGUGCAGCUCAGCUGUGACCAUAACCUUAGCAAUGAAGAUGAACUUUUGCGACUUUACAAUCUCGGACUAGAAAAACUGACUCCAGGGUCUCGGCUGGGUAACCAGGACAACACCCGGUGUUUGGGCAACCAUCUGGUCAAGGUGGAGUACAAGGAGUUUGAGGAGCUAGCAUGUGCGACGGCAGAGCCAAUCAUAGCUGAGCCGGAGAUCAACGGAGGCAUUGAGCUGGACGAAUCAUGCAGAUUUCUGUUGUUGAUGUCAGACGGUUUGUAUAAGUCAUUAGAAGAAAGUGGUGUCUCGGAAGAUCAAGUGAAUAAGGAGAUAGCGAGACUAACUGUUAGUGAGUUUCGGAUGCAGGCAACGCUGAUGGGUGUUGCUCAGGCUGUAGUUGACCGUGUGGUUCGUGUUCAUCACGACGUCUACAUGAGAGGUGUGCCUGAGGCCGGCGCAACACGCAGAGAUGACAUCACACUGCUUGUGCGCAACUUCAACUACCCUCUACCCAAUGCAAUCACUAGUCCCACACACAACGUGCGCUUCAACCCCAAUCCCACCAUCAAGACUAUCCCACCGCUUGAAAACUCUAACUUUCAAACAGAAACAAAUCACAGCACUGGGACUGAGUACACCAACUCAACAUCAACUUCGCAUGGUUCUGAUGAGUCCAGCAUACAAAGAGUUGAGCGAAUACCUGCCUAUGUAGACUUUAAAGAGUUCUUCCAGAAUGUUGAAGAAGCUAGACAAAAAGGCACACUACCACCAGGAAUAGAUUUUGGGAUGUGAUCCAAUCUUUUACUUUAUGCAUAAUAAUAAUGUUAGAAUGCUUGUUAAUAAUUACAUGUAAAUUGACUUUUUAUAAGUGUCAUCUGAUAAGUAUAUACUGUAACAUGAAACCCUAAGGAAUGUUAUUUUGCAAAAUAGAUCUUGAAAUUAAGGGUGUGCGAGUGCGAUUCAUGGAAAAUGAGUCGGAAUUCUGAUUUGAUUUGAUGGUAAUAAAAAUAAUGAUCCGACUAAUGUAGGGAGGGGCCAAUUGUAGGGCAUAAGUUACACUGAGACAUUGCAUCACCAAUAGCUAUGUAAGUUAUUUACAUCAAAGUACAUUAGAUUCAGAGUCAUUAUUAGUCAUAUUAACAUCCAGGGAUACAUUAUCAAUGUUUGUUCUUCACCUCACUGGAACAAGUUACUACUUGGCAAAUACCUCUUCUUACUCCUUUCUCGAUGAGUAUAAAUUGCUCUUAAUCUAAAAGUAAAUAUAAAUUUUAUUUUUAUUUUUUAAGAACCAAAACACUUUAAUAUAAUCUAAAUUGAUACAUAUAAUCUUUAAGCACACCAACAAAGUCUUAACACGACUUCCUAUACAAAACAAUUUAAAAACAACUCUUAAAGCUUGUCUAUAACUUAUCAAGUGAGCUGAACAUAGCCAAUAAAGAGUUUGUAUUAUA